Molecule: messenger RNA, 1589 nt
Organism: Leptopilina heterotoma
Lineage: Eukaryota; Metazoa; Arthropoda; Insecta; Hymenoptera; Figitidae
Gene: Atg10
Product: ubiquitin-like-conjugating enzyme ATG10
Exons: 6
Coding region: 743-1411 (222 amino acids)
Biological process (GO): macroautophagy; protein modification by small protein conjugation; protein lipidation
Cellular component (GO): intracellular anatomical structure
Molecular function (GO): Atg12 transferase activity
Source: RefSeq, a predicted model, not a curated record
CUCACACACACCUUGCCCAUGUUGCGCGCGCACAACAAUUUCUGAUCCCAGUGUCGUAGUUAGAUUAGGUUUUACAUUGUGAAAAAAUCGAAUAUCUAGAAAUUCAAGUUGGGAAGGAGUGUAGCUUCGUUUUCUUUGCAACAAAGAUUCACGAAGGUAGACUCAUAUAAAUCGCAACCAUGUUGAUGAAAGAAUUAACAACUUGUUUAUUUUAGAGGUUAUGAUCCUCCUUCCCCUUGGAAUUCCCAUUUUCUUUAUUUUCCCUCAGACUUUGCGAUGAUGAGAAAAAUCGUUACUGGAAAUUUUUCCCUUUUUGAUAGUCAACACAGUUUCUCUAUCAGAAUAUCAAAUUGAGACCAAAAAAAAAAACACGCUGCUUAACUACUUUGAUACAUUUUUGAAAAUGAGACACAAAACGUAUUGCUUUGUAACUAUUUUGAUACAUUUUUUGUCUCAAUUUAAUAUCCUUAAAAAAAACUGAAAUAGAAAUUAUGCGUGGGAGAAAGAGAGAGCAAAGUUCAUUUUAAAGAAAAUUCGAAAAAAAAAUAUUAGUGUCAUUCGUGACUCUUUUAAGGAACGCGAAAUCGAUGACUUGAGAAAAUUAUUCUAACCUCUAAUUGGGCGUUCUUUUGGAAAAAAAAACAAGUUGGGAAGAAUCGAACCCUGGCUCUGCAGCCGCGAGUCGGGAGGUGAAGCCACUUGACCAUCUCACAAGGUUAAGUCCUCAAGUGAGGGGAAAAAAAUGGAUGGACCAGGAACAAUGACUUGGGAAGAGUUCGUUGAAAAUGCCGAAAGCAUCAUAGAAAUAUCGAAUGCAAUUGACGACCAUUGGCAAUUUGAAGGGGACAAGAAUAUUCCUGGACAGGGUUAUCUAUUGCGACAAGAAAAGACUUUUAUUUCAAUCGACUUUCCGUGCAGUGAAUCGUGUUUAAAGGCAGAAGAGGAUUUGUCAAAUGAGCUUUGUCUUGAAUUGAGAGAAGAUCCUUUUGAAGCUCCUUCUGCAUUCGAGAGGCCUCUAGUUAAGGAACAUCAUAUCCUUUGGUCUAUGAGUUACAGUGUACCGGUUCUCUACUUCAACGGAUGGAAAUCGGAUUGUCCAGGAAUCAAUCCAGUAUCGGUAGAAGUGGCUCAAAAGCUACUUGAAAAUGAGAAUUUAAAUUAUUCCGAAUUGUCUCAAGCGAUUCAUCCAAUUCUUGGCACAUGUUUUUUGUACCUUCAUCCCUGUAUGUCUCAAAGUCUCCUAAAAAUCACACCCAAAAGCAACAACAAAUUAAUUAGUUGGCUGAGUGUGGUGGCCACAGCGGCUCUAAACCUUAAAAUAAGACCAGAAUAUUAUGAAUUGACCUUUCGGGACACCACAGAAGCAGAUGGAAAUUCCAAACAUGAACAUGAUAUUCCUGAGAUUCAGUAGCAACAAAUUGCAUCAUCAUUGACACAAAGGAUCUCCAAACUGGAACUAAACACUAUAUUGUAAUAAUCUAGUGUCUAAUACACUGCGACAAUGAGUAUAUUUCCUUUCUCUCUAAGCAAAUGAAUAUAUAAUUGUAUGAAUCAUCCGAAAAAAAAGGUAUUUAUAUGCUCGAAAUGUA